Molecule: messenger RNA, 737 nt
Organism: Dendrobium catenatum
Lineage: Eukaryota; Viridiplantae; Streptophyta; Magnoliopsida; Asparagales; Orchidaceae
Exons: 5
Coding region: 45-545 (166 amino acids)
Biological process (GO): cell division; chromosome segregation; mitotic cell cycle
Cellular component (GO): spindle microtubule; outer kinetochore
Molecular function (GO): microtubule binding
Source: RefSeq, a predicted model, not a curated record
AGUAGGAAGAUGGCAGAAGAGCAGGGAGAAGAAGGGAGAGAAACAUGGAUGAACAGCGGCGCCACCGGUCGGCGGCUUAUAUGUCGACGGAGGAUCACCGGCCAUACCACCCAGCGGUGGACGGGUUGGUGACAGUUUUAAGCAAGGCAAACCACAACCUUUCCCUCGUCCAACUCCACAUCGAGCGCGAGUUCCAGGCGACCUACCCUGAACACGCAAAUCCGUGCAAGAUGAUUUCUAGGAUGAAAAAGAUUCAGGAAGAGCUGGUCUCGCUGAAAGAUCUGUGUCAAGAGUUGCUUAAGGAGAAGCAGGAUCUUAUGGACCAAGUAAGGGUUUCUCUGUCCGCACAGAGGAACUCCUUGAACCGGUUGCUGGCAUCAUCUGGUCUUCCACCUAAAAAUGAUUCCGAUGAUAUUGCAUAUACAAAUCUAAAUCAGAUCAUUGAUGAGUGGAAGCUUCAACUAAAAACAAGGACAGGUGAUGAGAAGGAUAUUGAUGAGGAUAUAAAUCAGAUGCUUUUUUCUGCCAUGGUCAACAACAGCUGAGGUUACAGGCUAAAAGACAGACAACAAGAUCAAAUUUUCUCUAAUAAUCUUCAGCUUGGAUUUGUCUAAUGAACUUUAAACUUUAAGAGUUUCUAAUUCAGUUUGAAUCCUUUCCUGUUAUCAUGAUAAUUGGGAGGUGCAGGCGACAUAAUUCAUUAGAUCAAUCUAUUGUAAGUGUUUUUUUUUUCAAAA